Molecule: messenger RNA, 3668 nt
Organism: Bombus terrestris (buff-tailed bumblebee)
Lineage: Eukaryota; Metazoa; Arthropoda; Insecta; Hymenoptera; Apidae
Gene: wls
Product: protein wntless
Exons: 12
Coding region: 144-1781 (545 amino acids)
Biological process (GO): Wnt protein secretion; Wnt signaling pathway; intracellular protein transport
Cellular component (GO): organelle membrane; endomembrane system
Molecular function (GO): Wnt-protein binding
Source: RefSeq, a predicted model, not a curated record
AAGCGAAGCUACUCGAAAAGCACGUUAAACUGCUCUUCACAUACUUUCCGAACAAACGCGUCUCCUUGUGCGUCAUUUUGGUGACUUUGUAUUUUGAACAGAUGAUAUUAUAAACAAGUACAGUAAAUAAUUGUAUUUAAAAAAUGCAGGGAACAAUCAUAGAAAAUUUAAGCGGUAGAAAGCUUUCGGUACUUGUAAUAUUACUCGUUAUCGCGCAAAUAGUUUGUUUUCUAAUAGGCGGGCUUAUUGCUCCAACUCCAGCUAGUAGCCAGAAUGUGCUUGGUACACCUUGCAAGGAUAUUCGUAUAAAUGGAUCUGAACCAGGAGGAGGAAAAUGGUUUUAUUCAAGGGGAAAAGGAUCAUGUACUCCUGUUGAUAUGAAUCGGUUUAGCUUUGACAGUCACCAUCAAGCAUAUCAGGUUGUUUAUACAUUUCAGAUGCCUGUACCUCGAAGUAGCAUGCAACUUGAUUAUUCUAGAUGGCAACAAAACUUAAUAGGUGUUUUGCAAGUGGAUAUUGUUUAUCACAGUCAGAUAGAAAUUGCUCCUAGGACUAAGAUAACAUUGGAUGCAAGACUUGCUUAUAGGAACAAAGGAGAUCCAGAUGAUGCUUGGAAACCAUAUGCAGCCUCUGUGGUAGAAAGAAUGCUAGAUUGUAGUAUUGAUGAUGCAAUGGAGCAGUAUAAUUACAACUGUAGUGUGGUACCAUUGUUUGAACUUGGAUCUCUGUUUCAUGAUUAUUAUCUUCUAAAUAUUCGUCUUCCUGCUGAUACUGAUAAAAAUAUUAAUCAGGGUUUGGGACAUAUAACUGAUUUAUGGUUCACAGCUAUCAAUCAAAAUGGUGGAUUUACAAAAGUGUGGGUCAGUUUAAAAACUAUUUACUUUCCAAUCGUCUUGUGUGUUCUUACUUGGUACUGGAGACGAGUACAUAUGCUUUCCAGAUCACCAGCUUUGUUGGAGUACUUACUUUUAGCAUUGGGCAUAGCUUUGUCAUUUUUAAACAUGCCUCUGGAAUAUUUAACACUUGCCUAUGAUAUGCCAUUUAUGCUUUUAUUGGGUGAUAUUAGACAGGGAGUGUUCUAUGCAAUUCUUUUAUCUUUUUGGCUUGUGUUUGCUGGAGAACAUCUUAUGAUACAGGAAGGUGAACAAAGAAAUUCUCUAAAAUGUUACUGGCGUCAUCUUUCUGCAGUAGGCAUUGGAUGUCUGUCAUUGUUUGUAUUUGAUAUGUGUGAACGUGGGGUGCAAUUACGAAAUCCAUUCUACUCAAUUUGGGUUACAGAUCUUGGAACUAAAUUUGCUUUAUCUUUUAUAAUCUUAGCUGGAGUUUCCGCUGGCGUGUACUUAAUAUUCUUGGCUUAUAUGAUAUGGAAAGUAUUCAUGAAUAUUAGUGCAAAACGAGCUGCAUUACCUAGUAUGAGUUCGGCACGACGUUUACACUAUGAAGGUGUAAUAUAUCGAUUUAAAUUUUUGAUGAUUGCUACGCUAUUGUGUGCAUCAUUAACGGUUGUUGGUUUUAUUCUUGGCCAGGUUGCGGAAGGGCAGUGGAAAUGGGAUGAAGAAUUACAUUUGGAAAUGACAUCAGCAUUUUUCACUGGUGUAUAUGGGAUGUGGAAUAUUUACAUUAUAGCAUUAUUGUGUUUAUAUGCACCAUCGCAUAAACAGUGGCCUAUUGAACCAUCCGAAAAUAGUAUUAGCGAAGAAAUUGAAUUUUCACGUUUAUCUACUGAUCCUAAUGAAACGUUGUCUUUGACAGCAUUCGCACGAAAAGCAGCAUUAGAAUAAGUAGUACACAUUUUUUAUAAGAAGUAGAACAGUGGUAACCGACCAGUCAACGCAAUUUUGUACUUAAACUUAGCAUGAAAAAUUAUAAAUAUGAAUUAAGGACUUCCGAUAUUUAUAGAGAAUGCAAGGACUGAUAAUACUCUGACAAGUAAUCUUUUAAUGCCAAAAUUAAUUAUUUAUUAUGAAAAAUAUUUUUUAAGCUUUACUUUUUCUAUGGUACAUUUACUUAAUAUUUUAUAUACUUAACAACUAUUACUUCUAAGCGAAAUGAAUAGCGAGCCAUUUUAUCUCUAGAUUUUCUUCAUGUUCGUCUUUGUACGUUAUCAAAUUAGAAUAAUACAUAGGUAUCGUUAUUUUAUAAAACAUUCCAUCUUAAAUCUAAAUAUCUAAAUAUCUUCUAUCGAACAAUUCACAUUACCUACUUUCGUUAACGAUAAAUAAUCUAUUCCGUCGUUUCAUAGAACAUAUCAAUAUUGGGCAUUUAUCCAUAACUAACAUUUGUAAACGUGCAUUUUAAUGGUAGCUAUAUGAUAGUGAACAUGGGUAUUUCAAUAUUAUUUAUUAUUAUCAUACAAAAAGGAUUAAUCUACAUUUGGCAGUAUUAAGUUCCUUUCGAUCAAUAUGUAUAAUAUUAUUCAUAUUUCAUACAUAUUUUUACUAACUCCGAUGCAUUAUUGCUAUAAUUAUUAGAGUUUAAGACGUAUGCAUGCAACAAGGUAGACCUGAACAAAGUAAGAAAAGAGGUGCAAUAAAUUUGUAACAAUUUAGUAGAAUGAAUUUAGUGCAUAUUACUUAUGUAGAGUACUUAUAUUUGAAGCAGCAGAACUAGUAUUUUCUAUAUCUUCAAUGUAUUGAAUGAAUUGUAUCAAUGAACAAUAAUCGAACAAAUUUUGUAUAUUAUUAAUUAUCAUAUUUUUGAAAUAACUUUAAGAACAUGAAAUAACUAAAAUGUAACGUAUUAAUAUUUUAACAAACUCAAAUUUUUGUAUAUUUUUAUUAUUGAACUUUGGUAUAGUAUUUACUUCACACAUUUUUCUUUUGUACAUUAGACAAAAUUUUAUAUUCGUAAUUUUUAUACAUUUUUUAAAUAAAUCAAUUUGUUAGAAUAACUUUAUCGAAUUACUAAAUAUUAUAAUACCAUAUGCGAUAUAUGUAUAUAUGUUAUGUAUAUGUUAAUAUUCUCGUUGUAGAUAUGUCUUUUGUUUCAACGUUAUUAAACGUCCAAGUAAAAGGCGAAUUGUGCCACAUUCGACUUGUCGAACCGUCCUCGCAAUUUGUUUGUCUAUUAGAAGAAUAAUUGCUGUGUAAUUGAACUAUUUCCUCAUAAUUUUAUUCGUAUACGCGCUCAUUUAAUUCAUCAUAAUAUGUGUGUGAAGGGUUAAUUUCAAAUGUCAGAUUUCUUAAAAUUUAAUAGAUAUUGGAUUUUAUAUCGUUGGUUAAAAAAGGUAUUUAUAGGAUAUUUAUAAAUAUUUUGUGUAUCGUUUAUAUCUUAUUAUUAUUUAUAUAAAUAUCAGAAUUCUCAUAAUGUAUUUAAAUUCAAAUUCCAGAUAUAUGUCAUUGAUGUAUACUAUUUCACAGUGUUACCAGGGACUAGUGAUUUUUUUAUGUAUUUUUAAAAUUAAACAUUAAUCAAUUCAUAUUCAAAUUUAUCCAUAAUCAUCUUGUACUUAUUUUCAUAUACGAUAAUUUUAUCACAAAUGUUUUGCGUAUCUUAAAAUCGUAAAUACUUCAUGACGUAAGUGGUUAUAUAUUGUACGUAUAUUGUAAUCGUCUUAUUUACGGAAUACAACAUUAAUUUAAUGUUUCAUAUAUGUUUCGCAACAAAGUAAGUAAUUCGCGUAGAUAAAGCAUCAAAUAAUAAAAUAUAAACAAGUACUGGAAUAUGUA